ACGGUAGCCUACAAAUCAAAGUGUAUCUGACCCGGUCUUCGUCCUGCAGGGCCUCAUGCCUCCAGCGGUUCCACAGGUCCCUUUAACACCAGGUGUGAUGGAUCCAUGUGUGCGGUGAGCCCCCCAACGGGCUGACCAAAACGCCACUAGAAGCCUCAGAAAUCCAGGAAUUACCCGCGUCCUGUUCGUCGCCAAGCACCGCAACACCUGGAAUAUGGGGACGCGUCCACGCGCCGGCAGCUGCGGGUUUUAGGCCGACGAAGGCCAGAAAUCCUCAAGUUCAGAGACGUCGCGGCUCCAUUGCGAUGCUAUGAGACAGCCUGACACGGACUGAGGGGACAACAUGAAGGAGAAAUCUAAAAACGCUGCCCGGACCCGGCGGGAGAAGGAAAACAGUGAGUUUUAUGAACUGGCCAAGCUGCUGCCGCUGCCCUCCGCCAUCACCUCCCAGCUGGACAAAGCCUCCAUCAUCCGGCUGACAACCAGCUACCUGAAAAUGAGAAUAGUGUUCCCCGAAGGCCUGGGGGAGUCCUGGGGUCAUGUGAGUCGCAGCAGUUCUCUGGAUGGAGUCAGCCAGGAACUAGGCUCCCAUCUCUUACAGACAUUAGAUGGCUUCAUUUUUGUGGUUGCUCCAGAUGGGAAAAUAAUGUACAUAUCAGAAACAGCAUCAGUCCACUUGGGCCUGUCGCAGGUAGAGUUGACGGGAAACAGCAUUUAUGAAUACAUCCAUCCAGCAGACCACGAUGAAAUGACAGCUGUCCUCACAGCACACCAGCCUUACCAUUCACACUUUGUUCACGAAUAUGAGAUGGAACGCUCCUUCUUUCUGAGAAUGAAAUGUGUCCUCGCUAAAAGAAACGCUGGACUCACCUGCGGAGGCUACAAGGUGAUACACUGUAGCGGGUACCUGAAGAUCCGUCAGUACAGCCUGGACGUAUCUCCGUUUGACGGCUGCUAUCAGAACGUGGGGCUGGUUGCCGUCGGCCACUCGUUGCCGCCCAGCGCUGUCACUGAGAUCAAACUGCACAGCAACAUGUUCAUGUUCAGAGCCAGCCUGGACAUGAAGCUCAUCUUCCUCGACUCACGGGUUGCAGAGCUGACAGGCUACGAGCCUCAGGAUCUGAUAGAGAAGACUCUCUAUCACCAUGUCCACAGCUGUGACUCCUUCCACCUGCGAUGUGCUCAUCACUUGUUGCUGGUGAAAGGUCAAGUGACGACUAAGUACUACCGUUUCUUGGCCAAGCAUGGUGGCUGGGUCUGGGUUCAGAGUUAUGCAACCAUCGUACACAACAGCCGCUCAUCCCGACCUCACUGCAUCGUCAGUGUCAACUAUGUUCUCACGGAGACAGAAUAUAAAGGCCUCCAGCUGUCUCUGGAUCAGGCCACUUCCAAGGCCUCGUUCCCCUACAGCAGCAACACCGCCAGCAGCCUCACAGAGAACUGCAGAACUACCAAGAGCAGAGUAUCCCGGCCCAAGACCAAAGCUAGACUUUCGCCAUACACACAGUAUCCUAGUUUCCAGACGGAGCGGUCAGAGUCUGACCAGGACAGUCCGUGGGGCAGCAGCCCCCUCACGGACUCAGCCUCCCCCCAGCUGCUGGAGCAGGGUGAAGGCCUGGAUGCCUCCUGUGUGUACAGGCAGUUCACUGAUCCUCGCACGCUCUGCUACAGCCUGUCUGAAGAGCAGCAUCACACCACCGGUGACGGCUACACGCACCUCCACGCACAUGGUCAAGGUCAGAGUUGUGAGCGGGGUCGAUGUGAGGCAGGCAGAUAUUUUCUAGGAGCACCUCCGCCUGGCAGGGACACGUGGUGGGGCACCGCCCGGUCCAUCCUUCCAUUAAGCAAGAGCUCCUUGGGGAACCAUGAGGGAUGUGACAGCAGCAUGCCACACAUCACAGCCAUCCACAGCUACCAUGGCCGUGGCCACUGGGACGAGGACAGCGUUGUCAGCUCUCCAGAUGGAGGCUCAGCCAGUGACUCAGGGGAUCGGUACCAAGCGGACCACUACCACUGCAGCCCGCAGGAACCCAGCAAGAUUGAGACGCUGCUCCGAGCCACGCAACAGAUGAUCAAGGAAGAAGAAAGUCGACUUCAGUUGCGAAAGGGCCCUCCGGAUGCCCCUCUUGGGCUGGCCAAUGGACUACCCAAGGGCCCUGCUCCAUGCUUCACUCCAGAAUAUACUCAAGGGCCCCUGCCCCUACAGACUGUGGUGUGUCGAGGUUUGAGUCAGGUGAUCAGCCCCGCGCAGAGCCCUACCCCACUAUCCAGGCUCAGCAGUCCAGGUUCGGAGCGCCUGCACAAGCCGAAGGACUACCUCCAGACAGACCUGUCCCCCCUUUCUUUGCCAUUACACCACCCGUUUGGUCGGACAGGCCCGUGCUCGGCUUCCCCCACCCUUGCCCCAGCCCUCUACCCCUCUCACAACCACCCGCGGCCCUACUUGGACAAGCAUACAGCUUACUCCCUGACAAGCUACACUCUGGAGCACCUCUACGACCCAGAGAGCCUCCGGGGCUACUGCACCUCCGCCAGCACAGGCCCCACCCAGUACGAUAUGACCCCUCACCUCCGCAUACCGGCAGAACAGACCUCUGGGCACAAAGGCACCUCUGUCAUUAUCACCAAUGGCAGCUAACACUAACACACAGUGGGACUGCAGUCACACAGCCUCAGCUGGUUAGCUCUGUUACAACAUUAGGCCACUGUCAUUCUGGAUCCUGUUAGCUCGUUUUUCCAUCAUACUGAUUACUUCUGAACCAAAUCUCAUUUGUUCCUUCGUUAUAGAUCAGUAUUGUAGCUGUAUCUCCACCCAAAUGUUGCUCAAACUUUGGACCUUAUCUAAAUAGGCCCAUGGAAAAUUAGACUUGUUCUAAAGCGUGGUUGAGCCACACAGAACUAAACAGAGGAGGAACACCAAUUCUGUCCAUUCUGGCAGCAGCAUGAUAUUUCACAUUACAUUUACUCAUUUGGCAGACGCUUUUAUCCAAAGCGACUUACAUUUGAGCCAGACAUCGUGCUUUUAAAAUGACUAUUUCAUUAAGAUCAGGGGACCUUCACCUUUAGGGAAUGAUCGUGGUCGUGGUUUUAAAAAAUAUUGACUGGCGCACUAAUACAAGGUAAACGCUACGUUUACAAGAUUGUUAAAAAGCGAAAUCCCCGACAGAUGAUAGCCAACGUGUUCCACCUCUUUUGCUCUCCACACAGAAUGGCAAACAAACAAAGCCUGCUAGAACGUGAUUGGUCAAUACUACUCGGACUACAAACGGGAACCAGAACACAUCCAACACCAAAAUCUUGUCCCUUGCCUACAGAUUUUACAUUUAUAUGCAGUUAUCUGUUUAUAGAGAUUAGUGGUUAUGGAACAUACAAAAACUCCUGCUACGAUGUUACAGUGCAUUCACAUUGUCAAGUUUUUAUUACGUGGUAGAUAGUGGAAGAAAGCGCCGGGUCCGGUUUAAACCCAAACCAUGUCAGCUGUCAAAACGCUAGUGCAAACUCUCGCUCUCCGUACUGUCCAGUAUGCACUGAGGGUUUCGGGUUUCUUUGCUGGUAACAUUUGCUGGACAGUGAUUGGCUUUCGAAUUUAUUAUGUAGCCUACCAAAUGAAUGACGUGACAUCUGUAAAUACCAGAAUUUCUCCAUGACUGCUGUCACUUGUCAGACAAGGGAGAAAGUAUAUAGUAUAAGUCCCACUUGAAAAAACAACCCGUGUUUUGGUCAAAAUCGAUCAGUACGAUGGAAAGAAAAUGGAAAACGGAUGUGUAGAAAAUGGCUUGAGUUCUGCUUUAACAUCUGUCCCCGUGUGUAUAACCUUUUGCACUAUAAGAGACUGAGUUUUUGUGAAAAAGGGUCCUUGUUUUCCAAUGCAUUUGAAUGAGGAGAAAUGACAGGGUUGGGUGUGAUGCACUUUGCAGUGAUGCAGACUAAUUAAACUUCACAACUAAUAUGCAAAGCCAUUCUCUUGAUGUUUCUUUUCUCUCAGUUUUGGUAUGUUGCAGGAACGUAAAUACAGUAAAGAAAAAGACAUACAUUGAUAAAUGUCAUGGGUACGUGAUAAAUAUAAUUGUACAGUGAGAACCAUGGAUGCUGAAGGGAUUGUUGGACAAAUUUUAAUAGGGGGGGGGGGGGGCACAGGACGUCUGCUGCUUCAGUAAAUGUUGAAUAAUCAUGGUGGAGGGAAAUUAUUUGAUUGGCAAGACAAUAAAAUGACCUGAUAUAUAUUCUACAGCAUUCUUCUUUACCAGAAACUAAAGUAUCAUCCAAGGAAAUGACAGAAGACGUGGGAAAUAUUGUAUGUUUUCCAUUCUUAUAUCUGUGGUAAUCAUAUCUCAGUGACUGUAGAAAGACUGGCUAUUGUGACCAUUAUGCAAUUUGACCCAUUGCAAUGCCAGGAAAGGCAUCUUAGUAGUGUUCAUUAUGACUGAUCCCUGAAGCAACUGUUAAUUAUUGUUAUGUGGGCAUGUUUGUACAACAGGAUUGAAGUUUUAUUCUGGAUUUUCUUCAUGUCCUUAGAUGAACCUAUAUUUAUACAAGUUUGGAUUUGUUUGUUUUGUUUUGUCAAAGCCUGAAAUGUGCUCCAUCUCUUAUUUAUGGUGUACUGUAAAUAUGCUCAGAAAAAUCCCACCACAUUUAAGCACAUGGGCAAAAACUGUCUUCAUUGAGUAAAUGUUUCUUUAUGAUUAAAUAUAGCUGCAAUCAAAUCCAGUCUAACUGCUUGUAUAUUGUGUGUUUU
Micropterus salmoides (largemouth bass) is the source of this 4735-nucleotide messenger RNA. It is a transcript of the gene sim1a, whose product is annotated as SIM bHLH transcription factor 1a. NCBI's taxonomy places the organism in Eukaryota, Metazoa, Chordata, Actinopteri, Centrarchiformes, Centrarchidae. The record is from RefSeq and is a predicted model, not a curated record. The coding region runs from base 344 to 2638 and encodes 764 amino acids. The transcript is spliced from 11 exons. Gene Ontology annotation, biological process: regulation of transcription by RNA polymerase II. Gene Ontology annotation, molecular function: protein dimerization activity; RNA polymerase II transcription regulatory region sequence-specific DNA binding; DNA-binding transcription factor activity, RNA polymerase II-specific.